Podarcis muralis (Common wall lizard) is the source of this 4861-nucleotide messenger RNA. It is a transcript of the gene IRF4, whose product is annotated as interferon regulatory factor 4. Gene Ontology annotation, cellular component: nucleus. Gene Ontology annotation, biological process: immune system process; regulation of transcription by RNA polymerase II. NCBI's taxonomy places the organism in Eukaryota, Metazoa, Chordata, Lepidosauria, Squamata, Lacertidae. Gene Ontology annotation, molecular function: protein binding; DNA-binding transcription factor activity, RNA polymerase II-specific; RNA polymerase II cis-regulatory region sequence-specific DNA binding. The record is from RefSeq and is a predicted model, not a curated record.
GGAGGCGCUGAAGCGCGCGCACGCGUGUCUGGCGCAUGGCACGUGACCCUUCUCCCUCCCAUCAGCAGGGGAGGCGCCGGAGCAGGCGACGUCGGCUGGGCGCGUGGCAUGAAUCUGGAGGGCGAGCGCGGCAUCCACAGCACCAGCGAGGGCGGCGGCGGCGGGAUGAGCUCGGUGAGCUGCGGCAACGGGAAACUCCGCCAGUGGCUGAUCGAGCAGAUUGACAGCGGCAAGUACCCGGGCCUGGUGUGGGAGAACGACGAGAAGAGCAUCUUCCGCAUCCCCUGGAAGCACGCGGGCAAGCAGGACUACAAUCGAGAGGAGGACGCCGCUCUUUUCAAGGCUUGGGCUCUGUUUAAAGGGAAGUUCAGAGAAGGCAUUGAUAAGCCGGAUCCCCCCACCUGGAAAACAAGACUGCGGUGUGCUUUGAACAAGAGCAAUGACUUUGAAGAACUUGUUGAAAGAAGCCAGCUGGAUAUAUCAGACCCCUAUAAAGUGUACAGAAUAGUACCAGAAGGAGCAAAGAAAGGAGCAAAACAGCUUAGCAUGGAAGAUCCCCAAAUGAUUAUGAAUAAUACUUACACCAUGAACUCAUCUUACUCUGCACUACCACCUCAGGUGCCAAGCUACAUGGUGUCUCAUGACCGUAAUUGGAGGGACUAUAUGCCGGAGCAGUCACACCCCGAUAUCUCCUACCAGUGUGCAAGUGUUCCUUUUGCAGCUCGCAACCACCAUUGGCAAAGCCCAGCAUGUCAGAACGGUUGUCAGGUAACUGGAACCUUUUACGCUUGCGCGCCACCCGAGGCACAGACUCCUGGGAUGCCAAUAGAGCCGAGCAUAAGGUCUGGUGAAGCUCUUCCAUUGUCAGAUUGUCGACUGCACAUCUGUCUAUAUUACCACGAAACUCUUGUGAAAGAAGUCACUACUUCAAGUCCUGAGGGGUGCAGAAUAUCUCAUGGCCAAAGUUAUGAGGUCAGCGGGCUGGACCAAGUUCUUUUCCCUUAUCCAGAAGAUCACAACCAGAGGAAAAUAACUGAAAAAUCCUUAAGCCACCUGGAAAGGGGAGUAAUACUCUGGAUGACACCUGACGGACUCUAUGCUAAGAGACUUUGCCAAAGCAGGAUCUAUUGGGAUGGGCCUCUGGCAUUUUGCAACGACAGGCCUAACAAAUUGGAAAGGGAGCAGACAUGCAAACUUUUUGAUACUCAGCAGUUUUUGUCAGAACUACAAGUAUUUGCCCACCAUGGGAGGCCGUUGCCUAGAUUCCAGAUUGUGUUGUGUUUCGGUGAAGAGUUUCCAGAUCCACAAAGGCAAAGAAAACAAAUUACAGCCCAUGUUGAGCCCAUGUUUGCAAGGCAGCUAUACUACUUUGCACAGCAAAACACCGGACCUUUUCUAAGAGGCUAUGAUAUACCAGAACAAGUCACCAGUUCAGAAGACUACCAUCGAGCUCUCCACCAUUCCUCCGUUCCAGAAUAAGCAUGUGAAAAUCGGUGCCUUGAAGCAUCGUGUUGGAUGUUAUGCCUAAUGCAAGAAUCGUUGGUUCACAGCUACAUGUUAUAAGUAAAUGCUUGGAUUUCCCCUGGGAAAAGAACAACAACAACAAUUAAGUUCAAAGAAUGGUUGUGGUCAAGCCUAAAAAUAUAUUACAAUGGACACAUGCUCUCCUCCCUCCUUUUUUUGGAUUGCUGUACCUCAGAUUCUAACACUGGGGUUAGCGGUGGAAACUGACAAAAUACUUCCUAUGUUUACAUGUUCUUAAAGGGAGGCAGUGUCUUAUAGAUGACUUGAACUUAUUUCAGACUCUUAAUUAUUUAUUUGAUUAGAUAUCUCAGGGCAAGAAUUCCUAGACCGAAGCAGCAGCUUACUUAAGAUAUAAGGGGGUACACAAAAGCACAUUAUUCAACGAAAUGGAAUUAUUCUGUAAUUUUUAUAAGUAUACUAUUUCAAAAACAUCUAUAUAGUCUUUAAAGAAAGUUGCAGUGUACAGGUGUAUGGUUGUGUUUUUUUUAAGAACUAUAAUUUCUGACAUUUUUUCACGUUUUAAAAAAAUGUAUAUUGUCGCUCUUUUGAAAAAUAGACAUGCGCAGCACAUUCUGCAUCAGGAUUAUUCCUAGGAUAAAUGUUUUAUUAUCAUGCUAUGUUAUUUAUGCCAUUAUAUGUCAUUUUCAUAAAGCUCAUUUAAUGCUUAGUAAGCAGUCAAAGCUUCUUUCCAAUAACUGCUGGAUUUGCUGUGCAAUCCUAUACAUGCCUACUGAGAGUUCAGUAGUACCUGCUCCUAGGGUACUUAUGUAUAGUCCUGCAGCCUCAGGCAUUUUAAAAAACAGUUACCAAAGAGUGAAACACAUGUUUGCACAGGAUUUAAGACGAAUCAGUGUAAAUCUAUAUACAAACCGAUUGUGAACUCACAAGCGCACUAUAGUUUAAUAUGAGCCAUCUAAGCACUCAAAACAGUUUUUGGACAGAUUCACAAUUGACUUUAUUGUCAGAAUUAUUUCUUCUGAGUGAUAAUGUUGACAGACAUUGGCACUCAUUCAGGACAGAGUUAAGGGCUCCGGUUACAUAAGUAACUAUGUGACCACAAGUGAUUUCCUUUUUUAAUAUUAAAAUUUAUUGAAUUUCAAAAAAGCAAAACAAAAAGACACAAAUCAACUUCAACACACAUUUUCCUUAAUGUUUUGACUUCCCACCCUUACCUCCAUGUUGUUUUUAUUUCCAUCACUAUUUUAAUUUUAAAAGUAAAGGAAGGACUGAAAUUUCAGGUUAUUGGUUAUUUGCUUGAUCAGACAUGUCAGUAUCAAAGCAGCAUAUUCUAAUGAAUCAUAGGAAAUAGUCAUCAAGAUCCCUUCCUUCCUUAAAAACUAUUUGUAGGUGUGUGUUUUUUCCUUCAUUGAAGUAUUAAAAUUAAAAAUGUGUUCUACUUGAAUUUCUAAUCAGGGACAAAUUGUAUAUUUUUAUACAAUUGGCAGAAGACCGAUGUUCUAACCCCCACCCCCUGAAUUUAUACAUCUUAAAGAUGCAUGAUGCCUUGGGAUAUAAUAUCCAUUUCCUUCUCCUAAAUAGCUAGUCCCAUCACCUGGCACAUUUUUUCCUGAUGUAUUUAGGCUGCAAUCUUUAUCAUGCUUACUACAGAGUAAGGUCCAUUGACAUUGCGGGACUUACUUCUGAGUAAACAUGCCUAUGACUGUACUAUUAAUCUUAUUCAGCUUGAAAAAUUGAUAGGCGCUGCAUAGAUGUUUGGUUCUUUUCAGACAUAUACAUUUGUGGUGUUGAUCCAUUCAGCAAACAAGCACGUUCUCUCUCUUUCUCUCUCUCAUGUGUGACAGACCUUUUUUUUGCUUGCAGCCCCCUCCCCUUUAUUUUGUUAGUUGUAUAAAGAAAUGUUAUUUCUGAAUUCCACUUAUGAAAUGCAGCUUGUGUUUAGUUUUCAAAGGCUUGAUGACUACAUCUUUUUCUCAUACAAGGCAAUGUGAGAUCUAUGUUUAUAGCACACUGGUUCAUAAUUCAUUACUUGGAGGACAGUCCUAUUGAUUUGAAUAGAACAUAUUUCCAAGUGGUACAGAAAGCACUUCAGUGGCAACUAUGGAAUAAAUGUAUAUAUAAAUGGAAAACGCUGGUGCGUGCUGUGAACUACUUCAGACUGGAUUCAAACACUUUUAUCUAAGGUGGCAUACAGGUUUCCAUAGCAUGAGCAUUUUGUGUGUGCGUGUUUUCUCCUACAGAUAAGGAACUGAAGCAACUUUCAACUGAAUGGACACUCUUGCUGUUUUUUAAGAGGGUUCUUUUUAAAAAGGUGAAAUCCCCCCCCAUAGUAGAAAAGAAUGGGAAAGAUGGCCAACUGAACUAGUAGCGUUCAGUUUGCUGUCCAGUACAUCUUUCAAAUGACUUUUACAGGCAUAAGAACUCAGACCUGAGCUAUGGGAGGAAAGAGCAGUAAUUUUGAUUUCCAAGAUAUUUCUGUAUACAGCCUAGUCUUCACUAUAAGGAGUUGCAAAGGUUACCAAGAACCAAAUUGUGUUUUGAAUAUCCAAGGCAGAAGGGAGUGCUUUUUCCUACUGAUUCAUUUAUGCAAAUUGAGCUUUUGCAGUGUCUUUAUCUUAUGGGGUAUUUUUAGCAUUGGAAGGAAGCUCAACGUUAGCAAUUUGUUUUAGGAUUGCCAAUACUUUUUGGGGGAAAUGUAUGGAAACCACAGUUGGAAAUGGCUUUGGCAAAUGUGAUAUAUGCAAAUAGCCGUGUCCCAGAAUCCAGAAAAGUGAUACCUGUAUUAUUUCAAUGGGCUGCAAUAUUCGUUUGUAUUUAAACACAAAGGAACUUUGGAAGACUGCAGUUUUGAGCCAAGGAAUCUAUUUUCUGCUUACUAUUUUCAAGCAAAACCACCCUUUUCCAACUGCCCUACCCACACUGUUCCACAUAUGUGCCCUGCUUCUAUGUGAAACACAUUGGGGAGAAAAGACACUGGGGAGAAGGAAUUUUGAGCAGAAAAAGUGAUGCCAAAAAAAGGGAUGAGAAACUCUGUUUGCAUUCACCCACCCUCGGUUCAAAAUCUGCUCAUCAAUUUGAAGUUGCUUGCCAAUUAAAAGAGGUCAGGGUGAUAUAACAGACCUUUCUGUGUAAUGUUGAGUUUGCCCUUAAGCAAAAGCUUAAAUCUCAAAAUUAUUUGGGUUUGGUUGGAUCAUGCCUUCUGUAUUGUCUUGAGGUGCAGUGUUUACAAUUUCUAACCACAUUUCUUUUUUAAGCAAGUUCCAUAGCUCUUAAACGAAACUUCCUUUUUUUAAGUAUUUGGGAUCACAGGUGUGCUCAGAGUAUUUAGUUUCAAGCUUUUAUUUUGUCUAGUUUCUGCAGGAGCAGCCGAGGAAGGUAG